Messenger RNA from Chenopodium quinoa (quinoa), 2385 nucleotides. Its product is annotated as protein FAR1-RELATED SEQUENCE 8-like. The record is from RefSeq and is a predicted model, not a curated record. The coding region runs from base 1 to 2385 and encodes 794 amino acids. Gene Ontology annotation, biological process: regulation of DNA-templated transcription. NCBI's taxonomy places the organism in Eukaryota, Viridiplantae, Streptophyta, Magnoliopsida, Caryophyllales, Amaranthaceae. The transcript has 9 exons.
AUGGAUGGUGACUGUGAUGCUAUGGACGACGUGGCUGGUGAAGGGUGUUGGUCUGACUAUGCAGAUGACAUGGAUGACAUUGAUCUUAUGCCUCCGAUGUCCCCCAUCCGCGAAGAACAAUCUGUUAAAGUUGUUGAAUACCGUUCUCCCAUUCAUACAGUGCAGACUAUAGAGACAGUAGUUUCAACUAAUAGGAGGAGUCCUGGUCCUGUUGUUGAAUCCCCUAAAGUUGGCAUGGUUUUUAGAAGAUGGGAGGAUAUAGAGAUUUAUUACAAAAAGUAUGGGGAGCUGGAGGGGUUUGGGGUUACGAGGGUGCAAGGAACGAAAUCUAAAGUUACCAAUGAGCGUAAAUGCAUGACAUGGAAGUGUGAGUGUUGGGGUGCCCCUAACAUGAGGGCUCAAAGGGAGGCGAAGAAGAGGGCAAAGGCGAUGGAUGUUGGUGGGUGUGGAGGCAAGAGAAAGUCCAAAAAAUGUUACUGCCCUGUUAAGAUAUAUGCCGGGGUUAAUGAACAUGAGGAGUGGGAGUUAAGGAAGGUUUGUAAUGAGCACAAUCAUGACCAAAAGCCCAGUGAUGCAGUCUUAGUUAAAGAAUAUAGGAUGCAGAACUACACCUCAAAUGUGAGAAAGACUCUGAUUAAUUUUUAUGAAGAGGGUGUAUCUGUUUCCAAAAUUCGUAAUGGUAUGUCACAUACGAAGGAGGUCUUGCCUUCUUUGAAAGAUAUGGAACAUGAGGUUUAUAAAGCUAGGAGACUGAAAAUGGAGGGUGGUGAUGCAACAACCAUGAUGGCUUAUUUUGACCGGAUGCAAGCGGACAAUCAGAAUUUUUUCCAUUGUCACCGAUUAGACACACAUGGUCGGUUGAAGGAUGUGUUAUGGGUGGAUGCCAGGAGUCGGGCUGCAUAUGAGUAUUUUGGGGAUGUAGUAUGCUUUGAUGCUACCUAUUUAACUAAUCGAUAUGAACUUCCAUUUUCAAAUUUCGUGGGUGUGAAUCAUCAUGGGCAGUCCAUCCUAUUGGGUUGUGCACUAGUUUCACGAGAAGAUGCUGAAACAUACACAUGGGUUUUUCGACAGUGGCUUGCUUCCAUGGGCAACAGACCUCCUUUAGCUAUUCUGACUAAUCAAGCAACAUCCAUGAGGAAGGCCUUGGUACAAACAAUGCCCAGCUCCAGGCAUCGCUGGUGUAUAUGGCAUAUUGUCAGGAAGUUUGGUGACAAACUAGGAAAGUGCGACAAGUACAAAGAGUUUAAGAGCCCCUUGAAGGCCAUAAUAUAUGAGAGUUUUACUGCGGAAGAGUUUGAAAGAAGGUGGCACGAGUGCAUUAAAAAAUACAAGUUGGAGAAGAAUGAGUGGUUGGAUGGCUUGUUUAAGGAGAGACAUAUGUGGAUUCCAGCUUAUAUGCGGGAGUUGUGUGAAUUCCCUGUACGCUACACAAGGGCAAUGAAGAAGAGGUUUUCAGACGAGAACGAAGCCGACUCAAAGGCUACCAAAUACAUCAGACGCCUUGUGAGUGGGUUCAAACAUGAGAAAUUAUUUCAGAAGUUAUACACCGAUGCUAAGUUUCAGGAAAUUCAAAGAGAACUUACCCGAAUGAUGUACUGUUAUGAUGGUGAGGUAACUGUCAUUGAUGAAAGUACGACUCGGUAUGUGAUUGAUGAUAGGGUUUGGAUUGUACCGGAAGAACAAGGUGGUAAGAUUCCCGACAAAUACAUCGUCGAUAGGUGGCGUAAAGAUAUUGUUCGGAAGCACACUAGAGUGAGGGUUGCGUACCAUGAUCCCACGCAGACCCCAAAAGUUAAGAAGUUCAACAACAUGAUGAAUGUGUUUGAGCCGAUAUGUGAUGAUGCUGCAGUUGCUGAUGAUGAAACAGUGGACAUAGUGGUGAAAGCAUUAUCUAAACUCCAUAUCGAAGUCAAGGAGAGGAGAAAGAAAUACAUGGAGUUAAUGGCUACAAAAAACCCACCGUCUAGUGAACCUCCACCCCAGUCAGAGAUAGACUCCAACAAUCCGCCAAUUAAGAAGCGACCUCGGGGCAGGCCUAAAGGUUCUCGGAAUAAAUCAUAUUCUGAGACAGGUUAUAAACCACCUAAGACCAGGAAAACUAAGGGGGCGAAUCAGAAUGAUGAGUUGGGAGAGUUGCAGGCCUUAAGUGCUCGUGACUUGUGUUGUUAUGCGAACUCUAAUGUGGGUCUAUUUAAUUAUACUAACCAGGACUUGGAUCCAGUGAGGUUGAUGUUUGCAACACCCAAUAUGGUAGUGCUGAUGAUGCUGAUGUAUGAAACUCCCAACAUGAUUUCGGUGAUGAAUUAUAUAAACAAGGGAAUGCCUGUUAUGACCACAACUUACUUAUUGGAUGUGUAUGAGGAUGACUGUGCUGGUAGCAUCUAG